Durusdinium trenchii is the source of this 1665-nucleotide messenger RNA. Lineage: Eukaryota; Dinophyceae; Suessiales; Symbiodiniaceae. The record is from the annotation of a GenBank genome assembly.
UUUGGUCGUGGAGACACUCCGUUCGACACUCCGUUCGGAGCCAUGGGCGGAGAGGAUGAGGCAACACAUGCGGCGCAGACACGCCGAAGUGUGGAUCUCGGCGAGUCCGUGGACUAUGAGAAAAUGCUGGCGGAAGCAGCUCAAGUUCCAAGCUUUACACCAUUGCCAGGAAGCAUCUCACAGAGUGAACAUGAGGUGCAAAUGGCGUCCUUGGAGGUUCGACUUCGACAGCAUUGCCUCGACAUCAUUGGGCCUACGGUCCGGAGAACAGCUGCCUUGGAGAAAGAGGUGGUGAAGAUCCAGGAAGACCUUCAGAUCAAGUCCACCCAUAUCUCUGAUUUGUUGCUGACUGCUGGCAAAGUUGAGCAGCAGGUGGCGAACAUCGAGAACUUCCGAUCAGAGUUGGCAAAGUAUGAUUCUGAACGAAAGCAAUGGCAAGCCACGGCGACGGACUCCUUGAGCUGCAUGAAGCAGGACCUUGAUGUCUUCCGGUAUGAGUUGGAACGUAUGGAUGCAUACGUUCAGGGUGCCCAACGCACUGUGGAUCGAGUGGUGGGAGAACUAGGCCGAGUGCAGGACAUUGGCGAUGCGCUCAGAGCAGACACGAACAAGCGCCUGUGCCAGCAGAACAAGAUGCUGAAUGUCUUCAAGACAGACUUGGAGGUGAAGCUGGUGAGUGUGGAAAAUAGAUACAACAAGCUCAGUGAUGACCUGUGGAGUGAAGAGACAGGUCUUGCAAAGGUGAUGCAUGACCUAUCACGCACAAAUGAGGUCGUCACCAGCAUGAGCACCGAGUUCAGCUCUAUGAAGCAUAUCAAGGCAAGCAUCGCCCAGCUGGAAAAGGUUCAGGAGGAGGUCAACAACUUUACUCUGGAGACCAGCAACAAUGUGACCGCCUUGCAGCAGACGGUUGACAGGAUGAUGAGCGACAUGAAAGAGCACUUUCAAACGGCCACCAAUACCGUAGCAGCGCACAAUGCUGCGAUGCUGCAAGAGGUGAGAACAGCGUACCAGGAGGAGCUACAUGAGGCUGCUCAAGUGCGACAGAAGGUUGACGAAUUUAUGCAGUCUGAGCGUGAGUAUCGGCGAGCCUUGGAGGAAAGCAUUUGCGGCAUUGGCCUGUUUGCCUCUGAAGAGCUGCACACAGUUCCGAUGGGUUUCAUCGUGGCAGGUGCUUCACAGGCACAAACAGAAGACUUGGUGAGACAGGUGACAUCAGAGGUGGAAGAGGUUGGGAAGCUGAGAAGACGGGAUCGCAAUAGCCAAGAGGUGGAGAUCAAAGGCGUUGCCAAGCAACUUGCAAUCGUGCAAGAAUCCUCUCAACAUGUGGCUAACAGCUUGGAACACCUCAGCAGGGUGAUGUGGACAAUGGUGCAAUGCGAGAGGGCGGCAUCAGCGCUUGACCUCCAAGACGAUCAAGAUCGGGCCAAAAUUGCGCUGAUGGGCUAUAAGGAGGAAGGACCCGGAGAAGUCGAGCUUCUUCGCCCCAACCAGCUGAGCAGGCGAAAGACCUACAACAGAUCGGACCUCUUAGGUGUCCGAGAAAAGAUGCUCUUGCAGGUGCACGAAUCUCUGGAACAUGGACCGGUCAGCUUUGAUAGAGCAGACAUCUUUGGACAGACAAAUGCAGCACCCAUCUCAUCAGGCCGCUUCUCAGCACUCUGA